This is a messenger RNA of Phacochoerus africanus (Common warthog), 1404 nucleotides long. RefSeq names its product aldo-keto reductase family 1 member B (gene AKR1B1). The transcript is spliced from 10 exons. The record is from RefSeq and is a predicted model, not a curated record. Gene Ontology annotation, cellular component: cytosol. Lineage: Eukaryota; Metazoa; Chordata; Mammalia; Artiodactyla; Suidae. Gene Ontology annotation, molecular function: aldose reductase (NADPH) activity. The coding region runs from base 97 to 1047 and encodes 316 amino acids.
CCGCCCCGUCUGCCGGCUUUCCCAGGCUAUUUAAGGGACCGUACUGCCACCUCGGCUGCGUGGUCCUCCGGUCCGAGUCUGAGGAGCUCCGCAGUCAUGGCCAGCCACCUCGUGCUCUACACCGGUGCCAAGAUGCCCAUCUUGGGGCUGGGCACCUGGAAGUCCCCUCCAGGCAAAGUGACAGAGGCUGUGAAGGUGGCCAUUGACCUUGGGUACCGCCACAUUGACUGUGCCCACGUGUACCAGAACGAGAACGAGGUGGGGCUGGGCCUCCAGGAGAAGCUCCAAGGGCAGGUGGUGAAGCGUGAGGACCUCUUCAUCGUCAGUAAGCUGUGGUGCACAGACCAUGAGAAGAACCUGGUGAGAGGGGCCUGCCAGACGACCCUCCGCAACCUGAAGCUGGACUACCUGGACCUCUACCUUAUCCACUGGCCCACCGGCUUCAAGCCUGGCCAGGACCCUUUCCCGCUGGAUGGCGACGGCAACGUGGUUCCUGAUGAGAGCGAUUUUGUGGAGACGUGGGAGGCCAUGGAGGAGCUGGUGGACGAAGGGCUGGUGAAAGCCAUUGGCGUCUCCAACUUCAACCAUCUGCAAGUGGAGAAGAUCUUAAACAAACCUGGCCUGAAAUACAAGCCAGCCGUUAACCAGAUCGAGGUCCACCCAUACCUCACUCAGGAGAAGUUAAUCGAAUACUGCAAGUCCAAAGGCAUCGUGGUGACUGCCUACAGCCCCCUCGGCUCUCCCGACAGGCCCUGGGCCAAGCCUGAGGACCCUUCCCUCCUGGAGGACCCCAGGAUCAAAGCGAUUGCAGCCAAGUACAAUAAAACCACAGCCCAGGUUCUGAUCCGGUUCCCCAUGCAGAGGGACUUGAUCGUCAUCCCCAAGUCCGUGACGCCUGAACGCAUUGCCGAGAACUUCCAGGUCUUUGACUUUGAACUGAGCCCUGAGGAUAUGAACACCUUACUGAGCUACAACAGGAACUGGAGGGUCUGUGCCUUGAUGAGCUGUGCCUCCCACAAGGAUUAUCCCUUUCACGAGGAAUAUUGAAGCUGGGGGCGCCUGCCCUUCCCCAAGUGACCUGCUGUUUCCCUCCUCGCUUCCCCCCUGCCCAGUGGAGCUUGGCCCCUGUCCCUCGGCAGCGGGUCAGCGACCCACCGAGGCGCCAGUGGGCGCUUGGCCUGCGUAGUGUGGGGCCCGAAGAGCACUACCUGUAGAUUGGAAGUCCCUCCAGUUUUCUUCGCCCCCUCUUCUUGUCCAGCUGCGGACAGCGCGCCGUGAAUACCCUUUUCUAAGUUGAAUUUUCAAAGUGAAAACAGCACCUCUAACAGUUGGAUUUUGACUGCUUGGAACUGUGCUCCUUUCAGCUAGACUUUUCCUUGCCUCAAAUAAAAAGUGCUCUUAUGA